UAUCAAUUGUUUUUAUGUUAAACGUUAUUGCUUCAUCUUCAUGUCAAGAUGAAACAGUGUUUCACUGCUUUACCAAGCCCGGUUGCAAGAUUGCUCAAUGUGAUCCGGUUGCUGAAGGAUUAGACAGACCAGGCUUCAAUAUCGAUGAACAUCUGCAUGACAGAAAGUUCCCGAUUACAUGCGAAUCAAAGAGCACGGACAAUCCGUCUGCUAUAGUAUCCAGGAACAUAUUAGAUAUUGGACUUAUCAGAUCAGAAUUGAGAGAAUUGGAAGGAAAAAUCGACAAAAACAUGGAAAAUCUGGAGAAAAAAGAUUCGGAAAAUUGUGAGACGUGCGUCAAGAACAAGAAACUAUCUUCCGAAUACAUCGAUCUUCGUGACAAGGUUAUUCUGCAAUCUAAACAAAUUACUGAUUUAAUGAACAACUAUGCAAUUCGAUCUGUUGCAAGGAAACAACUUGAGAAGAGAGCUGCUCGACAAUCUGUCGUUAUCAAAGAAUUGAAGACAGAUUUGGUUAAAGUUCAAGAAAUGAAUAAUAAGUUGAUGGAAGACAACAAACAAUAAGAUGAACAAAGAUGAAAUAAUAUAUUAAUUUACCGGAAUAAUUUAUCAGAGGACGAAUAUGUUUUUUGUUAAAAAGAUUGAACAUUUAUCAAAUGAGGAACUAUUAAAAUUAAAAAUACAUAUUGAGCUUGGACCUGGACCUCUACACUGCAAACGAUAUCUCGGAUUGAACGAAAACUUGCUGAAGAGAAGUAUUCACAGCGUCAAAUUACCGAACCAACAACAACGAUUCAAACAACAGUAAAACCAACUUCUCUUCCAGAAAUCUGCAAAUUGAAGAUUGGGAAUAUCUGCUACUUUGCUGUUGUAAAUAUACUGCAAAAUGUCAGCUACAAUGAAGCCAUUAUUAUUUGUAAAAGAGACAACGCAGAUGUUGGUCUGUUUCGAGAUGAAAAAUCUUACAAUGUCGUUGUAAAUUACCUAUAAAUUUAUACUCUUGGAGAACGAAUUUUGGUAUCAGUAUGGACAGGAAUUCACAUCGAUCCAAUGACUCAUGAUGUUACACCUGUAGAGUCCUUUGUUAAAUGGCUUCCAGGUAUUUCAUUCACAGGAAUUCCUUCUAAAGACCUCAUAAAUGUUUACCUCGAUGUUAAAAGCUCCUCCUACUUGGAAGCAUCAUGGAGUUAUUUGUGAGAUCCAGAUCUAAUGAAACGUCUGCCUUGUAUUUUAUUCCUCUGGAUCAAUCAUCAGUAAAAUACGAAUCAUUAAACUCCAGUAUAAAAAGUAUACGAUUGCA
This is a messenger RNA of Styela clava, 1299 nucleotides long. The record is from RefSeq and is a predicted model, not a curated record. Lineage: Eukaryota; Metazoa; Chordata; Ascidiacea; Stolidobranchia; Styelidae.